GCCAUCGGGCAUCGGGCAUUGAACUUCAUUGCGCUCAAGUCCCGCUCACUGCCAUUCCAGAUUGUACAUAUCAAGAGUCCAAUAAUUUGCAGUGGGAUAGGAUCGUACUCCUCCGGGGUCAAACAAUAGUUCGCCAGAACGCCUGCAGAGCAAACUAUAACAAAACAGGGGGUGCGUGCCGCUACGGCACUGAGCCUCCAAGUUGAUUCCUCCGAUGGCGUUCAAAUACAUCCUAAACUCUCUUCGGGGGACCAACCUCGAAAUCUUCAAGUUCGGGCUCUACCUCUCCUUCCCCAUAGGAUACAUGUACUAUUUCGGCACGAACCUGGAAGAGCGCUUCUCGGUGCCCGGGUUCUGGCCCAGCCAGGAACAGAGCAAUAAGAUCCCCUACGAGCGAGACGAGAUCAAGGCCGAGGUCGAGCGCAUCCAAACCGCCAUGAAGGAGCGGGAGCUGGAACGACGCAGACGAGCCGACGAGGCUCUCGGGGCAGCCAAGUUGGCGUUCCGAGAACCAAAAGACACUACUCAUGAGGGCACCACGGCAUGAAACUGAAACUGAAACUGCACGGGCAAUUUUUCACACGCAUUCUUGGACGAGACCAACGUUUCGAGGAGAGGGUCUUGCAUCGCGACGGAGUUUUGGGCGGAAUACUACCUAUGGCUGCAAACAAAACAGAUUCUCAUUUAUUUAGAUUGUGGGAUCCGAAGGGUUACAAAAACAACCGGCGCCCACUUGUAUUACAACACCUUUAUGAACAGAAGAAAAGAUGGAGGACCGAAACCAUGGCGCGCCUAAUACAAGAAAUCUCGACUCAUUCCGGGUGCUAGCAGAACUGGGUUCUUGCUUCUUUUUUUUGUUUUGAUCCCACCAACCACCACGGACAGACAGCCCGUGAACCAGAACCAGUCCAACCGAAAACGCCACGCUCGGGUAUUUAUUUCUCAUCAUAGUUCUCCCAACACGGCUCGGACACUAGGACUGGCCAGCGCCGACGACGCUGUCGACGACAUAAGCAGUCCGUCCGUCAUGUAUGAUGAUGCGGAUGCGGCCGCAGCCUUUGCCCCAGCCCCAGCAGCGGCGCUGGUGUAUGCGAACUCGCCGUUGAUGUAGUAAUAGAUGCGGUUGUAGAUGACUGCGAGAUGGUUCGGGAGGUAGAACAAUGCCGCCGUGACAAGGAGAGAGACGAGGAUGAAGAGGAUCAGGUCUGCAGAGAGAAAGAACAUAAGUUAGAUGGAGGUCACUACCACCGGUUUGAACAACAGGUAUAGGUCCGGGUAACAUACUGAAGAUGCACUUCUCGGUCGGGGUCAGCAUGUACAGCGAAAAGGUGACUUCGUAUUGGUACUUUUUCAACUGCACCCAGCGCACAAAGGACGACAGGUAGGACGCCGACGCCCGUUGUUCCCGUGUGGCUUUGGCGUAUUCGGGCAUUUCGAAGGCGAGAGUCGGCAUGGGCAUGGACACGGGCGCGCACGAGGUUAUUCAA
Molecule: messenger RNA, 1487 nt
Organism: Exophiala dermatitidis NIH/UT8656
Lineage: Eukaryota; Fungi; Ascomycota; Eurotiomycetes; Chaetothyriales; Herpotrichiellaceae
Exons: 2
Coding region: 215-547 (110 amino acids)
Biological process (GO): mitochondrial respiratory chain complex IV assembly
Cellular component (GO): mitochondrial inner membrane; mitochondrion
Source: RefSeq, a predicted model, not a curated record